CUCUUACGUUCGUUUCGUACACCAAAGUUUGUUAUAUUUUUUUUGUUUUGUUCUUGUGUGUUUAAUUUUAUAUGCUAAAAUUCUGUGCAGCCUAGUAAUUUCUUUUAUUCUUUUUUUCCUAACUCGUCAGGAUGUUUAAGAUACUGGGGAUACUGGGUGUUGUGAUAGUUUGGUGCGAUGGUUUGGUAAUUGGUUACAAUGGUGGUCACCAUCACGCUCCAUUAGCUGACUACGCAUUGGAGGAUUAUCACGAUGGUCAUGCAAUUUUACCGACCGUAGCAGUACCUAUUCACGCAGUAUCGGCAGCACCACUUCAUCACCACGUGUUAUCUGCUGAACACCACGAUCUCCACCACGUUAAGCCUUACCAUCACCACGAUCACGAGCCUGAGCAUGACUAUUACGCUCAUCCGAAAUACACCUUUAACUAUGGAGUUCACGACCCGCACACCGGUGAUGUAAAGACGCAACACGAGGUGCGUGAUGGUGACGUAGUUCAUGGCUCGUACAGUGUAAAUGAGCCUGAUGGUAGUGUGAGAAUUGUCGAGUAUACAGCUGAUGAUCAUAAUGGAUUCAAUGCUGUUGUCAAGAAGGUUGGACCACAACUUCAUCCUCAUCCCAUACCUAAAUUUGUAGCACAUGCGCCUGAGUAUUACGGAUACGAGCAUCUUCCUUAGACGACUUUAAUUUGAAAUAAUCGAUGCAAGUAAAGUUUUACGGAGUGUGGAACAGAGGUACACAAUGAAAUGCUCUGAAAGGCUUAUACAGUCAGCCAAUUAUAACGAAUAAAUGUUUAUUUUGCUUGAUUAGGUUAGUCUGGUAUUGAUGUUUGUGUCAAUUAAACGCAGAGUAUUGACUUUUUGACAAUUUUGUUAAGUAGAUUUUAAGGAGUGAUUAUUUUACUUGUGAAAAAAGUUAUGGCGUUAAUAUGUUUAUAUUUUCAAUAGGACAGUGGCUUUACUCCGUUAAAUCUAGAUUGAGUUGGUGAAAAUUCUAUCGACUUCAUUGUGUAUUCUCUGCAAAAUUUAAAUUCAAAUUGUGAAAAAGUUAGCAAUCAGUGAGAUUACCCUUGGAAAAUAUUUUUUUGUGUUGUAAUUCUUAAUGAUCUCUUAGAUGUGGAAAAUUAAGCACGUCUAACUCAAUUUGGUUUUUGUGUGAAAUUAUAAAUACUUAAGUUAAAAUGUAAAUGUAAUCUGUUAACAUAAAAAUCAAAUUCAAGAUCAUAAGAUGACGUAAAAUUAAAAAAAAAGUAAUACUCCUUUUCUUAAAAAGUAAAAGAAAGUGUUCAACAUGAACAGUUCAUCUUACAUCUACGAGAAAGUGGAUACAGCAUCAAAGCGUAUCACUCCAUGCGAUUUCAUUAGCGAAGCAAUUUCACGUCACGAGUUACUGAAUACACUUUCCGCUAUACUCGUUUCUGCUUUGAAUUUUUUAUUUUCAUAACUUAUCUUAUCGACAAAGUGUGAGAACACUUUUCAAUCGAACUUAUCCAAGCCUAACAAUACGUAAAGGUUUCGUAGAUAAAGUAUUUAAUUUAUAAAUAAACGAUUAAAAUACUAUGUAAUUUUGUUUACAAUAAGAAAGUUUUUUUUUUACUUUGGUGUACAGAGUGUACGAUUAUCUUCAAUCUAUUAUAUACAUAAAAAAAUAAAACUAACGUAUAUCAACUAUAUUACGACACGGUUUACGUCGACGUAUUAAUGAACGAAUUGCAUUAGUAUUGAUCGAUCAAUAUAUGCGACUCUACACUUUAGCCGCCUGCGCAGAAAGAAUAUAAGAGAGGAAGACAUUGGACGAUGCGCAUUUACUCAUGUAAUUAAUACGGUAUUACACUAUAUAUAUAUAAGCAAUUACAUACAUCAAAGAGAAAAUAAAAAUAUUGUAUUUUUGUAAAGCUUAUACAAACUUGUCAUGACAUAUCAAUAAAAACCACAAAAAUUCAUUUACCUUUGUUACAUCCGUCAUGAGUCACAUUUAAUAUUAUUACAUUUAAAGAUAGUUCACACAAUUAAUACAAGGUGAGUAUGAAUGACGUGGAUAUAAAUUAAUUACAUGUAUGAGAAUCGCGACCACUCGUAAUAAUUUCUUGUUAUUGGAAAAUUGUCUUAAAAUAGUUUGGUAUAAGAUUAGUUAAAAAUACAGCCAAAUGAAAGAAUCUUUCGAAGCCAAAUGUACAGACGAUUCCACGUAUACACUUAUCCCUUUUGCAGUCCUUUCAACCAAACCGACAAACGCAUAUACUACGAGUAAAAUUAUAAU
Phymastichus coffea is the source of this 2259-nucleotide messenger RNA. RefSeq names its product cuticle protein 7-like. The coding region runs from base 132 to 677 and encodes 181 amino acids. Gene Ontology annotation, cellular component: extracellular matrix. The record is from RefSeq and is a predicted model, not a curated record. NCBI's taxonomy places the organism in Eukaryota, Metazoa, Arthropoda, Insecta, Hymenoptera, Eulophidae. The transcript is spliced from 3 exons.